This is a messenger RNA of Candidula unifasciata, 1518 nucleotides long. The record is from the annotation of a GenBank genome assembly. NCBI's taxonomy places the organism in Eukaryota, Metazoa, Mollusca, Gastropoda, Stylommatophora, Geomitridae.
AUGGAAUCUAUUCUAGAACAACAGCGGCGGUGCCAUGAAGAGAGAGAAAGACUUAUGGAAGCCAUGACCAGUGAAAUGCUGGCACAGAAGAAAACGAUGAGAGAACAAAUUAAUUCAGACCAUCGUCUAAAGAUUCUUCAUGAUAGAUAUGCAGAAGUGAGCAGAGAAUUGAAGGAGCUCUAUGAGGAUAAAGAUGGAGUUCGAAAAGAAGAAAUUCAGACCUUGGCUGGUCCAAAUGAAUACAUUGAGUUCAAGAAGAGGCUGAUAGCAAUAGAAAAUUUCUAUCGCAAGCAUCCAAAUGAGGUCAGCAUCCCAAUGUCUAUAGAGUUCGAUGAGCUGGCCAGACAGAGAGAAAAUCCUACAGAGGAGGCACAGAAUAUGGUGGAGUUUUCUGACGAGGAAGGCUAUGGCAAAUAUCUGGAUCUGCACAUGUGCUACGUGCAUUUCCUGAAUCUGAAGGGUAUUGAGAAAAUUGAUUACAUUUCAUACCUGUCUACAUUUGACCACCUGUAUGACAUCCCAAAAGACAGAAAGAAUGCUGCCUACAGAGACUACCUGGUGUUCUUGUUGGAUUAUCUGGGUGAAUACAUCUCUAAGAUAAAGCCAUUGACAGAUCUCCCUGAGGAAAUGGAGCAAGUGCAGGCAGAAUUUGAAAAAGUGUGGGCUGAAGGAAAUUUUCCAGGGUGGCCAAAAGAGACAUCAGGUGCCCUUACUCACUCUGGUGCCCAUCUGGACCUGUCUGCCUUUUCCUCAUGGGAGGAAUUGGCAUCUCUUGGGCUUGAUCGUCUGAAAUCUGCCCUGAUGGCCCUUGGUGUCAAAUGUGGGGGCACACUGGAAGAAAGAGCACAGCGCCUGUUCAGCACCAAGGGGAAAACCUUGGAUGAACUGGACCCAGCUCUGUUUGCCAAGUCUAAACCUGGCAAGACAACCAAAGUUGGCAAAACCAAGGAUUCAGAAAAACAGAAGGAAAUUGCUAUGUUGGAGGCUCAGGUAUACCGACUGUCUGAGAUGCUGAGCGAGCAGCGAGCUGCCACACGAGACAAUGUCCAGCGAAAACAGGCUCAGACUGGCGAGGAGAGGGAGGAGUCGGAUGAGGAGAAGUUCGAGGAGUCAGACUCUGAUGAAGACGCUGAUGAUACGCCUUACAAUCCUAAAGACUUGCCGCUGGGUUGGGAUGGAAAACCGAUCCCUUACUGGCUGUACAAACUCCAUGGACUUAACCUGACUUACACAUGUGAGAUUUGUGGCAACCACCCUUACAGAGGACCAAAGGCCUUCCAACGACAUUUUGCUGAGUCACGUCACGCCCUGGGAAUGAGAUGUCUAGGUAUCCCCAACACGGCACAUUUUGCCAACGUCACAUCUAUCGAGGAUGCUCUUGCAUUGUGGACAAGAAUCAAGUCAGGAAAAGAGGCUGAGAGAUGGAAGGCAGACACAGAGGAGGAAUAUGAAGAUUCACAAGGCAACAUCAUCAACAAGAAGAUGUACACACUGUUGAAGAAGGAGGGCAUUUUGUAA